AUGGAGGAUCGUCGCACGAAGCAGCAACUGAGAUCGCGGAGAGAAACCAUGGUAGCGUCGCUCGGCCGAGCGGACCAGUUCAUGACGCAGUACGACGAGGAACGGGACAAGCUCGAGGUCGCUGUAAGGCUGCAGCAUUUGGAUGGUAUUUGCAAUGGGAUGGAGGAAAUACAAGUGGCAUUAGAAGACAUGGCAGACAACGAACAAGAACGGGUGAGAAAUAUGGAAAUUCGCUCUGAGUUUGAAACACUAUUCUUCCGAAUAAAAGCCUUUCUGCAAUCCAAACUUCCUCCUCCUAUUGAUGUACUAGACAACCUCCCUCGUAACGCUGCACCUUCCACUCUAAAGGGUUUGAAGCUUCCGACGAUUUCUUUACCUGAGUUCUCUGGAGAUUACAAAGACUGGCUUGCGUUUCAUGACACCUUUGAGGCCCUGAUUCACAACAAUUCUGAGGUCGUUGAAGUCCAGAAAUUUCACUACCUAAAAGCUGCUUUGAAGGGAGAGGCCGCCCAACUGAUCGAAUCAAUUGGGAUCAGUUCGGCAAAUUAUCGCUUGGCUUGGGAAGCACUCGUCAACAGAUAUGCGAAUGAAUAUCUUCUGAAAAAACGUCAUUUGCAAGCUUUGUUUGAGUCGCCAAAGAUGCAAAUUGAAUCAGCUUCUUCUUUGCAUGGGAUUGUGGACGAAUUUGAGCGUCACGUAAAGAUACUGGAGCAACUUGGGGAGCCUAUUAGUGCUUGGAGUUCGAUGUUGGAGCACCUCUUAUGUACACGUUUGCAUGAUGACACCCUUAAGGUUUGGGAAGAUCAUGCUUCAACAUUGACGAAACCAACCUACACAUGUUUAAUAGAUUUCCUCCAGCGUCGUAUGAGAGUCUUGGAGUCCAUCUCAGUUAACCAUCAGCUCAUAACGGAGUCAUCUUCCACUUCCCACAAUUGCCACAUAAACAAGAAAUCAGCUCAUUCCAAUUAUUAUUCUCAUGCUGCAGUUGAAAACCAGUCCGCCAAAUGUUACGCUUGUGAUCAGCAUCAUCCGCUUAUAAAAUGCUGGAAGUUCAGCAAAAUGCCCAUCGCUGAAAAAAUGAAGGUGGUUAACGCGAAACGUCUGUGUCUGAAUUGUUUUCGUUCGGAUCAUUUUUCACGAAAUUGUUCAUCAAAAUAUUCCUGCAAAAUAUGUAAGAAACGUCAUCAUUCACUGCUACAUUCAGCAUUCAGCACCAAUGUAAACAGAUCAGCAACCGAUCAGAAUCCAUCUCCAUCCACCCGUGUUCCCAGUAUGCCUGUUCAAGUGAAUGUUACACCCUGCGAAAAUCCUGCUCGUUCAACUCCAUCAGCCGUUGAUCCGUGUGAGGCAGAAUAUAGUUUCCCGUUGCAUGAGCGCAGUAAAAAUACUUUUAUGUUAACCGCUUUACUGAUUGUCGUAGACUGCUACGGAAAUGAGCACUUAGCCAGAGCACUUCUCGAUUGCGGUUCCCAACCCAACAUAAUAUCGGAGCGAAUGGCUCAAUUACUUCGAUUGAGAAGAAAACGAGUAAAUGUGUCGAUCCAUGGUGUCGGAAAUAAACCCCAGUAUGCUACAGAAUCUGUGUUCACGGAAAGCCGUUCAAGAAAAGAGAACUUCGCACUCAAUGUAGAUUUCCUAGUGCUGAAUAACAUUAUGCCCCAGUUGCCGACUCAAGAUAUUCCUAUUGAGCAUUGGAAACUUCCCAAAAAUUUAUUCCUCGCUGACCCCAAUUUCAACAAGUCGUCUGGAAUUGAUAUGAUCAUUGGAAACGCGCACUUCUUCUCCUGUCUCAAGACUUCAGCAAAUAUUCAACUUCCUAAACCGCUCCCAUUGCUAGUAGAUAGUGUGUUCGGCUGGCUGGUCUCAGGCACAGCGGAUAUAACCCGACCCGAUAAUGGAACCUCAUCAUGCACUGUAACCACCGUUUCGUUAGUAGCACUUGAGGACAGUUUAGAACGUUUCUGGAAAAUUGAAGACCUGCCAGACCAGCCAAAUUACUCAAUGGAAGAGAAGCAAUGCGAGGAGUUAUACUCCGCUACCGUUAUGAGAAACGAGACAGGAAGAUACGUAGUACGUCUCCCUCGUCGCCCGAAUUUUGAGAAAAUAGUAGGAGAGUCCAAAAAUUGUGCCUUUCGUAGAUAUUUGCUACUGGAGAAACGAUUGGAGCGUGAUCCAGCGUUGAAAGAUGAAUAUCGAAAAUUAAUUGAAGAAUACAUAGAGCUUGGCCAAAUGAAGGCGGUGUUGCCUACCGAACCCCAACAUUACAAGGGUUGUUUCCUCCCUCACCAUCCCGUAAUGAAAGAAUCGAGCGCUACCACGAAGGUCCGCGUAGUGUUCGAUGCAUCCGCUAGAACUUCCACCGGCCAUUCCCUGAACGAUGGCUUAUUGGUAGGACCAGUAAUCCAGGAUGAUCUGCUAUCCAUCAUCCACGCUUCCGCACAUUUCCUGUGGCAUUGGUGGCGGACAUUGAGAAAAUGUACCGCCAGAUACUCCUACAUCCAAAUGACACCCCAUUUCAACGCAUUUUAUGGAGAUUCAAUGCGUGUGAUCCCAUUUCUUGCCAACGAUGAAGCAAUAUCGUAUCCAGCCGGUAGUGCGGCUCUCCGAAAAUCAUUUUACAUGGACGAUUUUAUUGGGGGAGCUCAGACUGUGGAAGAUGCCAUGAAGCUGCGACAGGAACUCAAUGAAUUGUUGGGAAAAGGAGGUUUCAAUUUACGAAAAUGGACUUCGAAUAAACUAGAAAUCGUACGAGGCUUACGAGAAGACCAAAUUGGUAUGCAAUCCACUAUGAAAUUCGACAAAGGUGAAACGGUAAAAGCACUGGGAAUAAGCUGGGAACCACAAAAUGAUCUGUUUCGAUUCGAUGCCAACAUCAAACGGGAAGAUGAGAUGAUCACAAAAAGAAAAAUUUUAUCCGCUAUCGCUCAGUUGUUUGAUCCUUUGGGUUUGAUAGCUCCUGUCAUCAUUCAAGGAAAAAUUCUUAUGCAACUCAUUUGGAUGGAAUCAUGUGGAUGGGAUGAUGAAUUACCUUCAGGCAUUGUGGUGAAGUGGAAAAACUUCUACGAACAUCUACCAUCAUUGACAGAAUUCCGUAUAAACCGUUACGCUAUGCUUCCGCGAUCAACAGUCCACCUACACACCUUUUCCGAUGCUUCAGAGUCAGCUUAUGGCGCUUGCACGUACGCAAGAUGUGUUGAUACCCAGGGCAACAUUUCCGUCCAACUACUAGCAGCGAAAUCCCGUGUUGCUCCUCUCAAGCGAAUAAGCCUCCCACGACUAGAAUUAUGCCCAGCAACUCUCGGCGCAAAACUCCAUGCCAGAGUUCAGCAAGCACUGCAGAUCGAAAUCUCUUCCUCUUACCUUUGUUUCCAUCCCUUCUCUCGCCUACUUGCAACGCACUACCACCUGAAACUCAUCCACGGUGGCGGCCGCCUCACACUCUCUACAAUGAGAGAAAAAUACUGGCCCAUAAAUGGAAGACGACUAGUCCGUAGCGUGAUUCGCGGAUGCUAUCGGUGCGCCCGAGCUAAUCCCGUUCCUGAAAACCAAAAAAUGGGACAGCUGCCCAUUCAUCGCAUAACUCAAAGCCGUCCGUUCUCGAGCACUGGAGUGGACUAUGCUGGUCCAAUAUAUUUGAAGCCCACCCACAGACGUGCAGCCGCCAUGAAAGCAUACAUAAGCAUAUUUGUCUGCUUUUGCACGAAAGCAGUCCAUAUAGAACUCGUCAGUGAUCUUACUACUCCAGCUUUCAUAGCCGCAUUACGCCGAUUCGUCGCUCGCCGAGGACGCCCUGCCGAGAUUUUCUCGGACAAUGGAAAGAACUUCGAGGGGGCGAAAAACCACCUAGCAGAAGUUCACCAACAAUCAUGCGAACACAUUUCCACCGUCUGCACGAACGAAGGCAUCACUUGGCACAUGAAUCCACCUAGAGCACCGCACUUCGGCGGGCUCUGGGAAGCUGCCGUGAAAAUCGCCAAAAAACAUCUGUAUCGCCAGCUGGGAAACACUCGUCUGUCAUUCGAGGAUAUGUCUACGGUGCUCACUCAAAUCGAAGCUGCAAUGAACUCCCGUCCUUUGGUUCCGAUGUCUGAAGAUCCCAACGACUUCGCCUGCCUAACACCGGCUCACUUCCUGAUUGGAACCACCAUGCAGACAGUAGCUGAAAUCGACGUCAGAAAUCUCCCGUUGAACAGACUCGAUCACUAUCAAAAAAUGCAACAAACCUACCAACAAUUUUGGCACCAUUGGAGAAAGGAAUAUCUCCAAGAAAUGCAACGAUGCACCACCAGAAGGAAACCAAACAACGAAUUCAACGUAGGCCGUCUUGUAGUCGUUGUGGAUGAAUUUCAACACCCAGUCAAAUGGUCACUCGGCAGAAUCCUUUCAGCGCAUCCAGGUCCAGAUCAGCUCAUCCGAGUGGUAACACUGCAAACAGCUCGAGGAAUACUUAAACGACCGAUAACGAAGAUUUGUUUGUUACCUUAUGAUGCACCAGAGAUGGAAGCAGCGAACAAUGUUUAA
Toxorhynchites rutilus septentrionalis is the source of this 4521-nucleotide messenger RNA. RefSeq lists its product as uncharacterized. NCBI's taxonomy places the organism in Eukaryota, Metazoa, Arthropoda, Insecta, Diptera, Culicidae. The transcript has 3 exons. The record is from RefSeq and is a predicted model, not a curated record. Gene Ontology annotation, biological process: DNA integration. Bases 1 to 4521 code for a protein of 1506 amino acids. Gene Ontology annotation, molecular function: nucleic acid binding.